Molecule: messenger RNA, 303 nt
Organism: Saccharomycopsis crataegensis
Lineage: Eukaryota; Fungi; Ascomycota; Saccharomycetes; Ascoideales; Saccharomycopsidaceae
Exons: 2
Coding region: 1-303 (100 amino acids)
Source: RefSeq, a predicted model, not a curated record
AUGGCUGGGAAAACAAAAGUAUCAAUAGCACAAUUGGUACCUGGAAGAGCCUAUUUGGUGUUGACAAUUGAAAGUUGCACUGAACCGAAAGCACAGAUUCAGAAGACGUUGAUCUUGGAAUUUGAUCGAAAUGAGUUACCCUUCAUACAAUCUGGUAGCUUGCCAAUUUCAAUGUGGAUCAGAUCUUUAGAUCGACUGGAUUCAAACAGAUCUAAAAAUGGAAAAAUCAAAAAGCAAAACAAGGAAUAUUCACCAGUUGCACACGUGGACUCUCAGCAAACCGCAGAAAAAGGUUUCAAAUAA